Messenger RNA from Oenanthe melanoleuca, 4630 nucleotides. RefSeq names its product roundabout guidance receptor 4 (gene ROBO4). Gene Ontology annotation, biological process: axon guidance; cell-cell adhesion. Gene Ontology annotation, molecular function: protein binding. The record is from RefSeq and is a predicted model, not a curated record. Gene Ontology annotation, cellular component: axon; plasma membrane. Lineage: Eukaryota; Metazoa; Chordata; Aves; Passeriformes; Muscicapidae.
UCCCAGUGCCGCGGGAUGGCCGAGCUGUUUGUGCUCACCGCCACCUUCCCCUUCGGCAUUUCCCGGCCCCCGCAUCCGGCUAUUGUCCCCCCCCAUCGAGCCGGCUCCAGCCCCGGUGCUGGCGGGGAGGAUCCGGGAUUUCGGGAGGAAACGGGAAGGCUGGCCGGGGCUGGCAUGGCGGGCGGCUGGGAGACAGCGCUGGGCCUGGGGCUCUGCCUCGCCGCCCUGCACCGCGGAGGCUGCCGCCUCCCCAGCGUGGCCACGGCACCCCAAACGUCACCUGUGCUGCGGGACAAUUUCCGCUUGCAGCCAGGGGAUUUGGUGAUCACAGCGGGGCAAGCGUUGGAGCUGGAUUGUGUCCCCCCCUUGGGGUUCCCUGAACCCUACAUUACCUGGAAGAAGGACGGGGUGACCUUGGACUUGGUAGGCGGCAGGUACGUGGUCACCAAGGGGAAGCUGCAGGUGGCAUCGGCACAACGGAGCGACUCCGGUCUCUACAUCUGCGUGGCGGCCAACGCGGCGGGCAGGAGGGAGAGCCGGGCUGCCCGCGUCUCCGUGCUGGAGAAGCCGAGCAUCGUGCGGCACCCCAGCGACGCCGUGGCGGCGGCUGGCAGCACCGUGGAGCUGGGCUGCAGCCCCCGAGGCGACCCGGCGCCGCAGGUGCAGUGGCACAAGGAGCACGGAGACCUGCCCUGGGGCAGGCACGAGGUGGACCGGGAGCACACCCUGCGCCUCUUCGCCGUGACGCCCGCCGAUGCCGGCGCCUACGUGUGCACAGCACAGAGCCAGCUGGGCAGCGCCGCCGCCACCACCUUCCUCCACGUGGAGGACCGGCUGGCAGCGGGCCAGCAGGACACUGCCCCCCGGGAGCUGCUGGCUGUGCGGCUGCACCUGGACAACGGCACUGCCCUGCCCACGGCCGCCGUGCAGCUCCGCUGGCAGAUGCUGAUGCCGGUGCCGGUGCCCGUGGGCUACAUGGUGCUGUACCGCAGCCUGCUCCCGGUCAGCACCUCCUGGAUCCAGCACGACGCCGGCAGGGAGCUCAGCGCCGUCAUCCCCGCGCUCCGCAGGGGCUACAAGUACGAGUUCAAGGUGCGACCCUACACUGGAGGGACCCAGGGCUCGGACAGCAACAGCAGGCACCUCUGGAUACCCGAGGAAGUGCCGAGUGCAGCGCCCCAGCGUGUCACCAUCCGGGCUGAGACGGGGAAUGGCACCGUGGUCGUGAGCUGGGAGCCACCUCCUCCUGAAGCCCACAAUGGCGUCAUCCAGGGCUACCAGGUCUGGUCAAUGGGCGAGGGCUGGCAGCGUCCCACCAACAGGACAGUGGACGGAGCCACCCGCCGCCUGGAGACCCUCCUGCCACAGCCCGGGGCCGAAUUCUGUGUCCAGGUGGCAGCUUUCAACAGCGCAGGGCUGGGGGUUCCCAGCAACACCACCUGCGGAGUCCUGGGGCUGGCAGCGGGGAGCAGCAGGGUGGUGCAGGCGCUGCAGCAGCCUGCUGUCAUCGCAGCCGCUGGCUCCAUGCUCUGGCUGGCCCUUCUCGCCCUCCUCCUCCUCCUCUGCCAGCGCCGCGCCAGCCAGGACGCCGCCGCUCGCCACAGGCUGGUGGCUGGUGACUCGCCGUGGCUUGGUGCUCCCUGGAAACCCAGCUGUGCCCCCCGAAACCUCAGCAGCAGCAGCAGCCUCAGCAGCCGGCUCCUGGGCAGUGAUGGCAGGGACCCCCACCCCUCCACCCUCUCCUUGGAGCCGCCAAGCCUUGGCCCCCCCACGCCCCCCACCCACAGCAGCCUCCGUGGGGGACACCCAGCGCCCCUCAGGGACAUGGGGUGCUGCGGUGGGGGGCACCCCGGGGUGCAUUCCUCGCCCAGCACCCCAAACCCAGCGCCCUGGGAGCGUGUACACAAGAGAGAGCUGCACCAAGUGCACAGCACCCCGGUGCUCAUAGCUGGCCCCAGCCACAUCCCUGGCACUGCAAGUGCAGGCGAGUGCGGGACAGAUUUUGGGCUGGCAGCCAGGCAGCCUCAGCAGAGGGGACACGAGGGUGACGCCGCCGCUGCCGUGAUGGACAGCAGGGACCCACGGCUGCUGAUCUUCAGCUCUCCAAAGCCACCUCGGGGCAGCUCUUCCCUGGCCUCUGGUGACAGCAGGUCACCAAUGACACCCCCGAGACCCCCCCGUGCCUGGCACCCCCCGGUGACACGGUCCCCGGCCUCUGUAUGCCCCAGGGACACAUCUCUGGUCUCCAGGCACCCCAAGGACAUGUCCCCAGUCACUGGGAUCCCCAGGGACACAUCUCCAGUCACUGAGAGCCCCAGGGGUGUGUCACCGGCCACCAGGAGCCCUAGGGACAUGUCCUUGGUCACUGAGCACCCCAAGGACAUGUUCCUGGACAGCAGGCAUCCUAAGGAUGUGUCCUCAGUCACCAGGACCCCCAGGGACAUGUCACCAGCCACCAGGCACCACAAGGAUCCACCACCAGCAACCAAGCACCAGAGGGACACAGUCCUGGCCACCAGGCACCCUGAGGACACCUCUCUGGUCACCAGGUGCUCCAGAGACCCCUUACCAGUGGCCAAGUGCCAGAGGGACAUCUCACUGUCUAGCAGGCACCCCACAGACAUGUCCCCAGCCAGCAGACACCCUAAGGACACAUCCCCAGGCACGAGGCUCCCCAAGGAGAUGUCACCAGCCACCAGGGACUGCAGGGACAAGUUCCUGGCCUCCAGGUACCCCAAGGAUGCUUCCCUGGCCACUGGGCGCCUCUCACCAGCAUUCAGUGACGGGGUCCUCACACAACAGCAGGUGGCUGAGGUCCUGGAGAUGGACCAGGACACUGCCUGCUGCAGACCCCCAGCACCGAGCACACCACGGUCCUUCUCACCCCUGCACACCUACGGCUACAUCUAUGGGCCAGCAACCUCUGAGCUGGGUGAGGAGGAGGAGGAGGAGGAGGAGGAAGAGGAAGAGGAGGAGGAAGAGCAUACAGCCACGAGGGGCUCUCCAGGAGGGUCACUGCUGAACGGCUGGGGGUCUGUGUCAGAGGACAACUUUGCCAGCACCCGCUGCAGCCUGGUGAGCUCCUGUGACAGCUCCUUCCUCCUGGACGCCAGCUUCGCCCGGGCGCUGGCCGUGGCUGUCGAUGGCCUCUGCUGCAGCCUCGAGGACACUGAUGGGCUGUAUGGGGGUCUGUCCCCACCGCCGUCACCCUCAGAGCAGGUUUUCCCACCCGGAGGCCACACGAGCACCUGGGACUGGUGGACAGCACUGGAGGUCCCACAGAGGACCAGGACAGAGGCAGCCAUGAACAGUAGCUCACAGAACGGUGGCCAGGGGUCAGGGACUGGCAGCCCCUGGGCCAGGGAAGGUGCUGAGCUAGGGACAGGAGCAUGGCAGUCCCCAGGGCGCAGGAUGCAGCAAGGCCAGAGUCCCCUGGACUCAGCAAAAAUCCAGCUUUAUUAGGCAGUUCCCCAAACAGGGGCUCUUUACUAGGAAAAGGUAGUGGGUGGGUGGGUGUCCCUCCUUAUUCAGCAUUCUUGUCCUUCCCAAGUGCCCUCCUCUUCCACAGUGUCCCCAUCCCUCCUCAGUGUCCCCACUCCUUCCCAAAUUCUUCAUUCCUCCACAAGUGUCUGCAUUCCUCUAAGUGUCCUUGUCCUUCCUCAGUGUCCUCCUCCUUCCCCAGCAUCCUCAUUCCCUCUAACUAUCCUUCUCCAGCCCAAGCACUGUUGUCCAGCCUAUGUCCUUGUCUUUUCCGUGUUGACCCCCUGACCAUUCCCAUUCCUGCUGACUAUUCCCAUUCUUUCAAACUGUCCUGCUUUCUGAUACUUCAAGCCCUUCCUCAGCAUCCUUGUCCCACUUUGUCCAUCCUUGUCUCUCCCAAAUGUUCUCAUCCUUCCCAAGCCACCUGAGUGGCCUUGUGCUCCCUCUAAACGUCCUUGUCCCACCUAAUCAUCCUCAUUCUCAGGCUUCUCAGCCCUCCUGAGUGUCCUCAUCCUUCAUCAGUUGUUUUGUCCCCCAUGCCAAGUGUCCUUUUCCUUCCCCACUGUCCUCAUCCCCCUGCAACCAUCCUCCUUGUCCCUUUACUACUGUCCUUGUCCCUCCCAAGCAAUCUUAUUUUUCCGAAGUGUCCUCUUCCCCAGCAAUCCUCAAUCCCUGAAAAUCCUUCCUCCAUGUCCUCUUACCUCCAGGCAUCCUUGUCCCCCAGCCCUAUUUGUCCCUCACCAGCACCUGCUGUGUCCUUGUCACCCCUGUGUAAUCUUGUCCCCCGCCAAGUGUCCCCUUCCCUUUUGAUCACCUCAUCCCUCCCAGACGUCCUUGUCCUUUCCCAGUAGCCUUGUUCCUCCCAGCUGUGCUUGUCUCCAGGAUCCUUGCCCCACUAAAGCAUCUUCCUCACCCCUCCCCAGUGCCCUCACCCCUCUUCUGCUCAUCUGCCCCAACUGUUUCUGUCCCCAGGGUUCAUGUUCUUCCCUGAGCAUCUUCCUUGUCCCUCCCCAGGGUCCUCAUUCCUUGUGAAUUCCUUGCCCCACCCCAAGAAUCCCUGUUCCCCCUCACGCUGACGCCCACCGGUCGCGACCUCUGUGCAACCCUAUUUCCAUGGAGCCACUCAGAAAUUAAAGCACAUCCCUCCGUG